Messenger RNA from Rodentolepis nana, 1251 nucleotides. NCBI's taxonomy places the organism in Eukaryota, Metazoa, Platyhelminthes, Cestoda, Cyclophyllidea, Hymenolepididae. The record is from the annotation of a GenBank genome assembly.
UCCCUCCACGUUGCACCCCAUGGCAAAUCUCCGGAACUGCGUGAUUACAUCUCCGUGUGUCUUGUGAUGGAAUCCAAAAAGCAACUAGACGUCUGCUCCUCUUCUUUAAGUGCAACUCAACCACCAGCCUCUCUCAUUCCAGCGCGUUUUAGAUGCAGUCUUCUGGAUCGGAAUGGUAGGAUAGCCUACACGAACGGAAAAUCCCUUUCCCAUCGUUUUGUUGAAGUGCAGAGGAGUGGCUGUAUGGUUAGCUUCUUCCUCACACUCUCGACACUCCCACAAGAAAAUUAAACCGAACGAUAUCAUCUAGUGGGUCCAAAAAUGGGUCUCGGAUUCUGUCGAUUUGUCGAACGAUCUCGACUCUAUCCUCAUCCAACAGCCGCUUCAAAAUCUUCACCAGCAAACCAAAAAGGGAAUCCUUCCAUGGAUUCCUCACCCAUUUCUUCCGACAAUUUUCUCGUUGGACCAGAAGAUAGAGUCCAAUUCUUGGCCGAGAUAUUUUGGGUGGAAGAAGAAAUUUACACAUCAUCCUCAUUAUCUGAUAAUGGAAGCACGAGCGACAGCUCUGAACAAUCUUCAAGAUCUCCGGCAAUUAUAGACUUGCGCAAUGACCUUGAGGACCUUCUCAUUUCUCAACGAUUGGCUGAUAUCAAGGUCGCGAUCGAUACUCCUGGGUCAAUAGGUCAGAACUACGAUAAGACCUCUCGAUUUGUGGAUAUCAAAGAUCAUCUACGUACGGUGGAAUGUGACUGCAGUAACUGCUCCGAAGCCCAAAUUCAAACAUCUCAGGAAUGCUUAGCCCAUAAAGCUAUUUUAGCUGGUGAGUUUAUAAGGAUAUAUAAUAUGAAUUUAAUAGACUUCUUGAAGGCAAGUUUCGAUAUUACUCUUCUUGUAUCUGCAGCCUCAACACCAAAGUUGAUGGAGAUUCUUUCUUCAUCAGAGAGAGAUGGUCGACUCCAGGAUGAGUUUACCAGACUUGUGUUUCGGGGGUCUGGACUCAGUCCUGACGUUGUUCCAAGCUUCCUGCAAUACGUUUACUCAAGAAAAAUGGACCGGAAUUCUGGCCAUGCUCAGCUUGUCACACUGCUUCAAUUAUCUCUACGGCUUGAAAUGCGAGAAUUCGCCAAACUAAUCGAAGCCCGAUUAAGGGACAUCAUUUCUACGAAAAACGUCUGCUCUAUUCUCUCCACAGCCAUUGAUCUUAAAACUCCAUCUCUGGUUGAGUCUUGUCUCUCCUUUGUUUUCCGGUGA